Messenger RNA from Anolis carolinensis (green anole), 6225 nucleotides. Its product is annotated as zinc finger protein 135-like. Gene Ontology annotation, biological process: regulation of transcription by RNA polymerase II. The coding region runs from base 2084 to 3370 and encodes 428 amino acids. The transcript is spliced from 2 exons. The record is from RefSeq and is a predicted model, not a curated record. Gene Ontology annotation, molecular function: RNA polymerase II cis-regulatory region sequence-specific DNA binding; DNA-binding transcription factor activity, RNA polymerase II-specific. NCBI's taxonomy places the organism in Eukaryota, Metazoa, Chordata, Lepidosauria, Squamata, Anolidae.
GUAAGGCCUUCGACAAAGUCCCCCACGACCUUCUGGCAAACAAACUAGUAAAAUGUGGGCUAGACAAAACUACGGUUAGGUGGAUCUGUAAUUGGCUAAGCGAACGAACCCAAAGGGUGCUCACCAAUGCGUCGUCUUCAUCAUGGAAAGAAGUGACAAGUGGAGUGCCGCAGGGCUCCGUCCUGGGCCCGGUUCUGUUCAACAUCUUUAUUAACGACUUAGACGAAGGGUUAGAAGGCACGAUCAUCAAGUUUGCAGAUGACACCAAACUCGGAGGGAUAGCUAACACUCCAGAAGAUAGGAGCAGAAUUCAAAACGAUCUUGACAGACUAGAGAGAUGGGCCGAAACUAACAAAAUGAAGUUCAACAGGGACAAAUGCAAAAUACUUCACUUCGGCAGAAAAAAUGGAAAUCAAAGAUACAGAAUGGGGGACGCCUGGCUUGACAGCAGUGUGUGUGAAAAAGACCUUGCAGUCCUCGUGGACAACAAGUUAAACAUGAGCCAACAAUGUGAUGCGGCAGCUAAAAAAGCCAACGGGAUUCUGGCCUGCAUCAAUAGGGGAAUAGCGUCUAGAUCCAGGGAAGUCCUGCUCCCCCUGAUUCUAUUCUGCCUUGGUCAGACCACACCUGGAAUACUGUGUCCAAUUUUGGGCACCGCAGAUGAAGGGAGAUGCUGACAAGCUGGAAAGCGUCCAGAGGAGGGCAACUAAAAUGAUUAAGGGUCUGGAGAACAAGCCCUAUGAGGAGAGGCUUAAAGAGCUGGGCAUGUUUAGCCUGCAGAAGAGAAGGCUGAGAGGAGACAUGAUAGCCAUGUACAAAUAUGUGAAGAGAAGUCAUAGGGAAGAGGGAGCAAGCUUGUUUUCUGCUGCCCUGCAGACUAGGACACGGAACAAUGGCUUCAAACUACAGGAAAGGAGAUUCCACCUGAACAUCAGGAAGAACUUCCUCACUGUGAGGGCUGUUCGGCAGUGGAACUCUCUCCCCCGGAAUGUGGUGGAGGCACCUUCUUUGGAAGCUUUUAAGCAGAGGCUGGAUGGCCAUCUGUCGGGGGUGCUUUGAAUGCGAUUUCCUGCUUCUUAGCGGGGGGUUGGACUAGAUGGCCCUUGAGGUCUCUUCCAACUUUACUAUUCUAUGAUUCUAUGAUUCUAUGGUUUAGUUAUGUUGGUUUGUGAUGACAAGUACUGUACAGUAUGGAAUAAAUGUUCAUUUUUUUGUUCAACAAUAAAUGUGGAUUCUUCUUCGUGGAAAAAUAAGACAUCCCCUGAAAAUAAGACCUAGCACAUCUUUGGGAGUAAAAAAUAAUGUAAGACACUGUCUUAUUUUCGGGGAAACACGGUAGUGGUAAGUUUUGGCAUCCAGGGAUAUCUCUAAUUAGGUGCCAAUGUUUUCUAAUAAUUUUGUGGAUUUUUGGAGAGAAUUGUGUUAAAGUUAAUGGCCAAAUGAUGCGAUCAUUGUUUUGUUUUGUCUGUUCCUUUAGUAAGUUACUCCUGUCUAUAGAUUCUGCCUUCCUAAUAGCUGGUUUUAUGAUUCUUAUAGGAUAACCUCUCUCCUUAAACUGUUUCUUAAAGAUAGACACUUCUGUAGCAAGAUCCUCAGGGGAACUAGUGUUACGUUUCAAUCUUAUUAAUUGUGCAAAAGGACGUGAGAGUUCUCUGGAGCCACCCCUGCCGUGAUGGGAAACGAACCAGCUUCUAGUUGAUAUCAAGGCAUUUGGAAACCAAAGUGCAGAAAGGAAACCAGUCCUCUAGGAAAAAGGAUUCCUCUCAAGGGGCUGAUCCUGCAGAAUUCCUACAUUCACUUUGGAUUCUAGAGUAGAACCAUAGAAGAGACUGCAUGAGGCCCCUAGUCCAGGCUCCUGUCAUGCAGGAAAAGUACCCCUGACAGAUGAGCAUCUAGCCUCUGUUUAAAAGAUCCCAAAGGAGCCUCCACUACAUUUUGAGGCAGAGAGUCCCACUGCUGAAAAGCUCUUACAGUCAGGAAGUUCUUAAUGUUCAGAAGGAGUCUCCUUUCCUAUAAUUUGAACCCACUGUUGUGAGUAAUCAGAAAGGGAAAAACAAGAAUCAAGUGUCAAUAUUGCAAUUAAAUGUACAUAACUUUUGACAUGGAGGAGAAAGCAUAUAAAUGUAUUGAAUGUGGAAAGAGCUUUGGUCAGCAUGGAAAACUGAAGACACAUCAAAGGACUCACACUGGGGAGAAACCCUAUAACUGCCUGGAGUGUGGACAGAGCUUCACUCAGAAGGGACACUUACAUUCACAUCAAAGGACUCACACUGGGGAGAAACCCUAUAACUGCCUGGAGUGUGGAAAAAGCUUUGCUCAUAAUUCAACCCUCCAUGCACAUCAAAGGACUCACACUGGAGAGAAACCCUAUAUAUGUCUGGAGUGUGGACAGAGCUUCACUCAUAGUUCAAGUCUACAUUCACAUCAAAGGACUCACACUGGGGAGAAACCCUAUAACUGCCUGGAGUGUGGACAGAGCUUUGCUCGUAGUUCAGGACUACGUUCACAUCAAAGGACUCACACUGGGGGGAAACCCUAUAACUGCCUGGAGUGUGAACAGAGCUUUGCUUGUAGUUCAGCACUACGUAGACAUCAAAGGACUCACACUGGGGAGAAACCCUAUAACUGCCUGGAGUGUGGACAAAGCUUCACUCAAAGUUCAAACCUGUGUAGACAUCAAAGGACUCACACUGGGGAGAAACCCUAUAACUGCCUGGAGUGUGGACAGAGCUUCACUCAAAGUUCAGACCUACGUAGACAUCAAAGGACUCACACUGGAGAGAAACCCUAUAACUGCCUGGAGUGUGGACAGAGCUUCACUCAUAGUUCAGACCUACGUAGACAUCAAAGGACUCACACUGGGGAGAAACCCUAUACAUGCCGGGAGUGUGGACAGAGCUUCGCUGAUAGUUCAACUCUACGUAAACAUCAAAGGACUCACACUGGGGAGAAACCCUAUAAAUGCCUGGAGUGUGGACAGAGCUUUGCUCGUAGUUCAAGUCUACGUUCACAUCAAAGGACUCACACUGUGGAGAAACCCUAUAAAUGCCUGGAAUGUGGACAGACCUUCGCUCAGAUUGCAACUUUACAUCCACAUCAAAGAACUCACACUGGGGAGAAACCCUAUAAAUGCCUGGAGUGUGGACAGAGCUGCACUCACAGUUCAGACUUACGUUCACAUCAAAGGACUCACACUGGGGAGAAACCCUAUAAAUGCCUGGAGUGUGGACAGAGCUUCGCUCAAAGUGGAAACCUAAGUUCACAUCAAAGGACCCACACUGGGGAGAAACCCUAUAAAUGUCUGGAGUGUGGACAGAGCUUCACUCGUAGUUCAGGUCUACGUUCACAUCAUAGGACUCACAUGGGGUGAAACCGUAGAAAUGCAUGGUGUGUGGACAGAGCUUUUCACGGAAUAACAUUAUACAUAGACAUCAUAGAGUUCACCCUGGAGAGAAUGUUGUUAAUUGACACCAGAGUGUCAAAAGCAAGACUUGCAAAUUUUGGAAAUGCAAGCUCAGAGUUGUGACAUUUCAUCACAUGUGAUGUUUUGUAGAAAGAUUGAACUAAAAUGCCUUCCAUUCUGGAAGUAAUUAAGAUUAUAGGAAACUAUAGUUUUAUAUGUUGAGAAUGUUGGAUGAUCAAUUUCGAAUGAAAACAUGGAUAGUUACUGUGAGAUACUAAAAUAUGAAUUGACUAUACAGUGUUACCCCGCUACUUUGUGGUUUGCUUAUUGCGGACUCCCUGUUUCGCAGGAAAUUUAUUUAUUUAUUUAGCCCUCUGCUGCUGCUUCUCCUCCUCAGGGCUGCCUCCUUGCUUUGGCCCUGCCAUGCGGCUCUGGCUGCCUCUGCCAGGGAAGAAGGAACGUCGCUCCAUGAGUGAGGGAGGGAGGGAGGGAGGGAGGGCACGCGGCUGAGGGACGAGCCAGGCUUGGAGGGUGCCCCGCUGCUUGUUCCUAGCGAUCCUCUUCCUCUUCUCCCUCGGCAGCCUGACUCUCGAAGGAGAGGAGGAGGAGGAGGAAGAGGACAAGUCCCCUCCUCUUCCGAGUCCUCCAAGUCUCGCGGCACGGCCGUCUGGAGCGGUGGCAGGAGAGGAGUGUGGCCGCCUCUUCCAGGCCCUUCUGCCACCACUGCCGCCCUCCCUCCUUCGCUCCCUCACAGAGCGUCGUUCUUUCCCUGGCAGAGGCAACCAGAGCCACAAGGGGGCAGCCCUGAGGAGGAGGAGAAGCAGCAGCAAUGGGGGAAAUAAAAUAAUGUACUGUAUAAAUAUUAAAAUUAAAAUAGUGUUCCUACUUUGUGGAUCGUAAUCCCCGCGGUAAGUGAGGAAACACCACACAGGGAUGGAAGGAAUGUUUUAUUCCAAAGCAAAAAAGAAUGGCUUAUGAAGACCUGCAAAUUAGCCAAAACAAGAUGGGCAGAUGUCAGUUGUAAUAUUUAUUCAUUGGAAGAGUGUUAAUCGGAAAUAGAAGUGUGGUUAUACUAUAUUAUCUAAAGGGAGUAGAAUAAUGAGAGAUAAAAAUUAACAGAUAGAAUGAGGCCUUUAGGCACAAAUCCCUUUCUGUUUUCUAGUUCAGUUGUGUGUCUAUGGAGGUAAUUGUUUCGUUAAUGUGCGUGUUUCUGAUUUAGUUUGUAUCUCAUGUAGUAGUUAGUUUCAUGUAGUUGAAACAUUAUAUAUAAUUUCUGCCUUUUUGUAUUCUUGCUUUUAAUCUCUUUUUAUUGUUUAUUUGCAAAAAAGAACGGGAUUUAUAAGGGUCAAAACGGCUGAAACUGGAGGGGUGGGUAGACCUGGUUUUAGCCCAAAAUGGGGUUUAAUGUUUAAUCUAGAGCGCCAUUGAACAUCAUUUCCUUCCUCUGUGUUGAUGACAUGGGUUUGGAUUCCAUUGUCUUCCUUCAGACAUUAUUGUUCCUAUUAUGCUUUAUACAACAUGUAUUCACUGCUUUGAUCACCAUCGAUUCUUUUUCACUGCCUUGUCUAUCCCGCAAACCCCUCCAGUGUGUUCUGUUGGUCAUCAGGGUUGUGUGUGCUAAGUUUGGUCCACAUCCGUCAUUGGUGGGCUUCCAAAUGCUCUCUGGAUGCAGGGUGAACUACAACUCCCACGUUCUGUGUUCCAAGUUUGGUCGUCAGCUUGUUUUGUUCUGAACCCAAAGGGUUCCUGUUCUUUUGAUGCCGAGUGUUCAGGGAAGAGAGAGGUCUGUGAGAUCAAUGAGGCUUUCAGAGACCACGUCUGGUCGCUUGGCUGGGAAAUCGUACAAACAUGUUCACACAAAUGGGAAGGUUAGAAGAUUUGGUUCAUGCAGAUUUUAAGUUAAUAACCUUUAAAAAUAGAAGAUAAAAUUUGGAAAGCACAGGAUGGUGGAGCAUCUGAGUUGGUUGAGCCUCAGUAACGGUGGAAGCCCAGUGAUUUUAUUUGAUCUAUCAUGUCAGAAACUAAUUGAGAGUACUCUUAUAAUGUAUUUUAAUAACACAAAGUUUUUGUUUUUUCGUGUCAGGAGCAACCUGAGUUGCUUCUGGAGUGAGAGAAUUGGCCGUCUGCAAGGACGUUGCCCAGAUGUUUUGGCAUUUCACCAUGCUUGUGGGAGGCUUCUCUCAUUUCCCCGCAUGGAGCUGGAGCUGAUAGAGGGAGCUCAUCCGCACUCUCCCCAGAAGCGACUCAAGUUGCUCCUGACACGAAAAAAAUAAAAUAACACAAAGUUAAAACUUGGCAUGAUACUAGAUUUCCUUUGACUAGAAGCUGGCCGCUUGGAGUGCCUCUGGUGUCGCUGUGAGAAAGUCCCCUGUAACGGAAAGCCUUAUUUUAUUGGGGAUUUUUGUCUAUGUUAUGUAAUGUUGAUUCAGUGGUCAAGGUGGGCAGGAGUUGGCUACUGCUGAUUGGAUAUGUGUCACCAUGGUAACGUAGAAAUGCAACUAUUUCGAAGCUAGCACGAAAGGGGCGGAGCUAGCUGGAUGAAAAAGGAGGGAAUGUUUUAAAAAGAGUGAGUUAGUGAAGUUCUCUAGCCGGUGAGCUAGAAAGAAGAUGUCUGAAGUCAGUUAGGUUUAAGUUUCCAGUGAGAUAGAGCUGAGGAAAAGGAAUACUGUUGAGACAAAGUUCCAGUCAAGUGGUUGAUGUUACAGAAUGAAAGAUAUUAUCUAUAUAAUGUACAAAUGAAACGGAAGAAGUAAACCUUUGCAACCAGUUACGCUUUUUGGACUAAAGAAACCAUCAAUAAAUAAUUCUUUGUUUGUAAUAAA